Messenger RNA from Caenorhabditis elegans, 1204 nucleotides. RefSeq names its product Ground-like domain-containing protein (gene grl-1). Bases 11 to 1057 code for a protein of 348 amino acids. The record is from RefSeq and is marked reviewed. The transcript is spliced from 5 exons. NCBI's taxonomy places the organism in Eukaryota, Metazoa, Nematoda, Chromadorea, Rhabditida, Rhabditidae.
UGUAUCAAAAAUGUUAGCUCCUAUACUUUUGCUUUUGUACUUUUCUGUAAAUUCGGCAGCUGCCAACAAUUGUGGAGGUUACAUGUGUGGAUCGGCUAAUUAUUAUCAAGCUUAUGCACAACAGCAGCCAGCAACUGCCACAAGAUAUCAGGCAUCCUAUAUCCCACAACAAAUGCCACAACAUACAUCUCAACCAAUGAUUCAAUAUUAUUACCCAGCAAAUACUUACCAAAUUGCUCCCCAGCAACCGACUCUACAAAAGGUUUCCCCACCGGUCAUUUCGUCUUCAGUCGAUAAAGAAUCUCUAGUAACAACUGGUAAAAUGAACUAUGAUGAUUUUGAGAAGGAACUUGAGAAGUUGAAGCCGGCUUCAGCAGUGACAACAGAUGAGAAAGUGGAUAGCAAGUUAGAUUUAAAUGUUCUAAAUGCUUCAAUUCCAACACAAUCCAUCACUUAUAUUCGAGAAUUUCCAUCUGGAUACUCUCCAGAAGCAUUCAUCACUCGACCACUUCCAUAUCGUCCAGUACCAUAUAUGCCAGUUCAACUUCCAGCUGCAUGCCAACAGUACUUCCUUCCUCCCCAGCGUCCCCAACCAAUGCCACAAGUUACUCCUCAGAUUAUUCAGCUUCCGUCAGCUUAUGUAACAGCCCCGCCGGUUACAAUUCGUCAGCAACCAUUGUCUAUUCUUCCGCCACCGAUUAACGACUGUUGUGGAAAGUGCGGAGCGCCGUGCAAGUUCAGGUCGAAGAAAAAUGUGAUUGCCUUGGCAUCAAAGAUCUUCACAGCUCAAUUUGUUCCACGAAGAGACGGAGAAGAUGAGGAAGAGCCGAAGGAUCCGAAGUGUAGCAGUGAAAAAUUGAAGGAUCUGAUGAACAAAUAUAUCACGCGAACUGUGGCUCUGUCAAAACGUCUAAUCCAAAAGAAUGCAGAAAGCGAACUCGGCGGUUAUUUUUCGGUAUUCUGCUCAAUCGAUGACUUCAGCUAUGUGGCUCGGAGUGAGAUGUUCUGUCAGCUUCAAAAGAAUGAUAUAACUUGUUACGCAUUCAAACAUAAAUAGGUAUCUUAUUCAAUCAAUUGUCUGUAAUUUUAAUGCAAAAAAAAACGUUUUGCGAUCUUCAAUUCCUCAAUUAUGCUCAUUUGUCAGGUCUUAUUACUCUUCUUUGUUCAUUUUGCGCUGAAACUUUAAUAAAGUUUUCAAGGAACU